AUUAACCACAAACAGUUUCAGAGAAUCAAAGUUGGGAUUUUUACAGUCGAGGGUCAGAGAGAGGAAGAGUUAAAAGAUGGCGGCUGGAGAUGAGGGGGCUCCGUUGCUGCUGCAGCAGCAGCGCCACGACGGCGACGGUGGGAGGAGGGGGAUCGCCGUCAAUGGCGGCAAGGAGGAGGAGCCGCUGCCGCGGUCAGAGAGGAGGAGCCGGUGGUGGCCGGGAUGGUGGGACGGCGAGGAGGCGGCGGGGCAGCUGGCGUUCGCGGCGCCCAUGGUGGUCACCAGCAUGGCCUACUACGCCAUCCCGCUCGUCUCCGUCAUGUACGCCGGCCGCCUCGGCGAGGUCGAGCUCGCCGGCGCCACCCUCGGCAAUUCUUGGGGCACCGUCACCGGGAUCGCCCUCAUGACUGGACUAAGCGGGUCCCUGGAGACAUUAUGCGGGCAAGGCUAUGGCGCGAAAGUGUACCACAUGAUGGGGGUGUAUCUGCAAGCAUCCAUCAUCACUUCAGCCUUCUUCUCAGUGCUCGUCUCCCUCCUCUGGUUCUACUCAGAGCCUGUCCUCAUCUUCCUCGGCCAGGAUCCUGAGGUCUCGAGAAUGGCAACGCUGUUCUUGCGUUACUCCAUCCCGGCACAGUUUGCCUAUGGCUUCAUCCAGAGCACACUCAGGUUCCUUCAGACACAAUCUGUGGUCACUCCACUGGUGGUGUUCGCUCUCCUGCCACUGGUGCUUCAUGUCGGGAUCACCCAUGCCUUCGUGCGCUACUUGGGGUUUGGCUAUGUCGGGGCCGGUCUAUCAACGUCAGUGUCGCUGUGGCUCUCCUUCCUCAUGCUGGCUGCCUAUGUGUGUUUGUCAGAGAGGUUCAAGCACACCUGGGAGGGCUUCUCCACCGAGGCAUUUCGCCAUGUUCUGCCGGGCCUCAAGCUGGCCAUCCCUUCUGCAGUGAUGGUGUGCUUCGAGUACUGGGCGUUCGAGGUGCUCGUUUUACUUGCUGGGCUGAUGCCGAAUUCUCAUAUGAGUACUUCUAUCAUUGCAAUGUGUGAAAACACUGAAGCAAUAUCAUACAUGAUCACCUACGGGUUUGCUGCCGCUAUCAGCACAAGGGUGUCAAAUGAGCUUGGGGCUGGUAACGUUGAGAAGGCAAAGAAGGCCCUCGCCGUGACGCUAGUGCUAUCCCUACUGCUAGGGGUGACAUUUCUGCUGCUCCUAGGCCUUGGCCAUGAUCUCUGGGCAGGGCUGUUCAGCAAGAGUGGCGCGGUGAUAAGCGAAUUCGCUUCGAUGACUCCAUUGCUCAUUGGGUCAGUGGUGUUGGACUCCACACAGGGAGUCUUGUCAGGGGUUUCAAGAGGCUGUGGCUGGCAGCACUUGGCAGCAUGGACCAACUUGGUAGCCUUCUACAUUGUAGGCUUACCACUAUCUAUCCUCUUUGGGUUCAAGCUUGGCCUUCAGACCAAGGGGCUGUGGCUGGGUCAGAUAUGUGGUCUCCUCCUGCAAAACGCCGUUCUACUUGUUAUCACCCUCAGGACCAAAUGGGAAAGAUUAGAGCUAACUAUGAACGGCAAAGAAGACGGUUUUGUCUGCUGAAAAAUCUUGUGUGAAUCUAAAAUUACUAGUUAAGGAGAAGCAUUCAGUUAUGUGCCGCUGUGGUUGAAUCGAACACUGAACUGGAAGUAAUACUAGCCAUGGUCUCUGCUGAACACAUCGUACUGUCGACUGAACAUAUAUACGCUGAUACGUACUGAAGUACUAGCAACUUGGUGUAGCUGAAUAGUGAAAUAGCAAUUUGUACUAGCAUGCAGCUUAAUGCACGCUCGUAAUUUUUUUGUGCGAUAAUCUGAAAGGGUACACAUUUGGCUGAAACCACAAAACACAAGGUAAACACAGAUAUAAAU
Oryza brachyantha (malo sina) is the source of this 1890-nucleotide messenger RNA. Its product is annotated as protein DETOXIFICATION 18-like. Lineage: Eukaryota; Viridiplantae; Streptophyta; Magnoliopsida; Poales; Poaceae. The transcript is spliced from 7 exons. The record is from RefSeq and is a predicted model, not a curated record. Gene Ontology annotation, biological process: xenobiotic detoxification by transmembrane export across the plasma membrane. Gene Ontology annotation, cellular component: membrane. Gene Ontology annotation, molecular function: antiporter activity; xenobiotic transmembrane transporter activity. The coding region runs from base 77 to 1582 and encodes 501 amino acids.